Sitodiplosis mosellana (orange wheat blossom midge) is the source of this 15205-nucleotide messenger RNA. RefSeq names its product titin-like. Lineage: Eukaryota; Metazoa; Arthropoda; Insecta; Diptera; Cecidomyiidae. The coding region runs from base 45 to 14510 and encodes 4821 amino acids. Gene Ontology annotation, molecular function: protein binding. The transcript has 12 exons. The record is from RefSeq and is a predicted model, not a curated record.
AGGUGAAGAUAACUAAAGUGGAAGACUCUCCUGUAGCCAUCAAAAUGUCAUUCAAAAAACCAAAACCAAUCGAGAAGAAAGAAGACACUCUUCCUGAAAUGUCUGGAUUCAAAUUGAAGAGCCGAUUGGUGCAAGUCAAUUAUCCACCUGAACCCACUAAACUUGUAAUUAAGGAAUUGAAUACAGUCAAAGGUAACGGUGAGCUUUCCCGAAAUGUAGAAGAAGCGUUGGAAACUCUCAAAAAGAAGAGAGUCAAGAAAACAAAGAUUCCAAAAGUCAGAAAAGACAGUCUGGAACGGCCUGAGCUUGAGAAGUACGAAAAAUACCAAAGUAGCUCCGAUGAAACCGAAAGCAAGGCAAAAUACCAACGAGGCGAAAAAGACGAUAAGGUGCCUGAAGACGAGCAAAAGACAAUCAAGCUUGGAAAAGGUAAGGCUAGACCAACUGACGCCGAUGAAGAUGACACUGUCAAAUUGAAGCCGGUACAAAAGAAAUCUCAACUCGCUGAGGAGGACUUUGUCGAAGCGCCGAAGAAACACAAAGCGGAAAUCAAAGAUCAACCUGAAAGGAAACCAAGUGUUGAUAUUGAUGUGGGUAAGGUGCCACCAUUCGACUUUGAGCCAAGAGAAUUAUCCGAAGACGAGACGCCCGAAGUUGAGAAAGAGCCGAGAGACAGUGAUAAAGAAUCACCACCAAAGAAGAAACACAUCAGAAAGAAGAAGGAUAAGCCAGAGCCCGAAGAAGUUCAAGUGAACAUAAAGAAGGGAGUGCCAAAAGAGAAAGAACAACCGCCAGAAGAUGAUAUCAAUCUACAAUACAAACGCAAGCCAUUGCCCGAAGAGAGUGAAGAACAUGUUACAUUGAAACCAUCUGAAAAACCAAUAGGGGAAGGCGAUAAACUAGAAGAAGAAACACAACCAACAGAAGCAACAAAAGAAGUUCCGGUAAAGGAUUACACAGAUAGUGAUACAGAAAAGAAGGAAGAAUUGGAACGCAAGACUAAAAUCGUAAAGAAGAUUAAAAAACCAAAGAAAAAGCCUCCUAGCCCAGAAGAACCAAGCGAAGAACAGCAGUUACCAAUUGAACUUGUUGUUGAAGAAUUGCCAGAAGAAACAGUCACGGUGCAAUUUCCAACUGAAACAGGUGAAAUCGUCGAACAGAAAGUGACCACACGAAAGAUCAAAAAGAAGCAAGGUGAUAAGGAACAAGUUAUCGAAGUCAAAACCGUUGAAGAGGAAGGAAAAGAGCCAGAGACAGAAAUUACCGUUGAGGAAAUUCAUCCAGUCGAACCGACUGCUGAAGAACCUGGAGGCGAAGAGCAACCGAAACAGAAGAAAAAGAAAAAGAUCAUUAAGAAAGUAAAGAAAGAUGACUACGAUGACUACAUUCAGAAGCUUAUCGACCAGGAUAUUCCAAAGACCGAGCUGGAAGAAUUCGAGAAACUAGAAUUCGAAGAAAUCAAAAAGAAACCCAAGAAAGCAUCACUCAUACCAAAAACAAGUGAGGAAGAGGAAGUUCCGACCGAAAUAAUCGUUGAAGAACUGCCUGAACAAACAGUUACGGUGCAAGUUCCAACUGAAACGGGUGAAGUCGUUGAACAAAAGGUGACCAUACGAAAGAUCAAGAAAAAGCAAGGUGACAAAGAGCAAGUCAUCGAAGUUAAGACCGUUGAGGAGGAAGGCAAAGAGCCAGAAACUGUUGUGGCAAUCGAAGAAAUUCAACCUAUUGAACCGAUUUCCGAAGAACCUGCAGGCGAAGAGCAACCAAAACUAAAGAAGAAGAAAACCAUAAAGAAAGUUAAGAAAGACGAGCAAGACGAUUAUAUUCAGAAACUCAUCGAACAGGAGAUACCAAGAACCAAACUAGAAGAAUUUGAAAAACCAGAAUUCGAAGAAAUUAAGAAAAAACCAAGGAAGAAGUCAGCUGUGCCAAAAACUAAGGAGGAAGAGACAACAAGCGAACUUGUAAAAGAGGAGUUACCUAAAACAUCGGAAGUUGUAAAGAAACCCAAAAAGGAGUCACUUGUGCCAAAGACGAGCGUGGAAGAAGAAACUCCCGCUGAGCUUGUUGUUGAAGAGUUGCCAGAAAAAACUGUCACAGUGCAAGUUCCAACUGAAACGGGUGAAGUCGUUGAACAAAAGGUGACCACACGAAAGAUCAAGAAGAAGCAAGGCGACAAAGAGCAAGUCAUAGAAGUUAAGACCAUUGAAGAAGAGGGAAAAGAACCGGAAACCGAAAUUACUGUUGAAGAAAUGCAACCUGUUGAACCGAUUUCCGAAGAACAUCCAAGCGAAGAGCAACCAAAGCCAAAGAAGAAGAAAACCAUAAGGAAAGUGAAGAAAGACGACGACUACGAUGACUACAUUCAGAAGCUCAUUGACCAAGAUAUUCCCAAGGCCGAGCUGGAGGAAUUCGAGAAAGUAGAAUUCGAAGAACCAAAAAAGAAACCAAAGAAAAAGAAGUCACUUGUACCAAAGACAAGCGAGAAGGAAGCUCCUACCGAGCUCGUUGUUGAAGAGCUACCAGAAGAAACGGUCACAGUGCAAGUUCCAACCGAAACGGGUGAAGUUGUCGAACAGAAAGUGAUCACACGAAAGAUCAAGAAGAAGCAAGGCGAUAAAGAACAAGUCAUCGAAGUGAAGACCGUUGAGGAGGAAGGCAAAGAGCCAGAAACUGUUGUGGCAAUCGAAGAAAUUCAACCUACAGAUGAUGAAAAACCGAAGAAGAAAAAGACCAUCAAAAAGAUUAAAAAGGAUGACCAAGAUGAUUAUAUUCAAAAGCUUAUCGACCAAGAGAUACCCAAGACUGAAUUGGAAGAAUUCGAAAAACCAGAAUUUGAUGAAAUUCCUAAAAAAUCAAAGAAGAAGAAGUCACUUGUACCAAAGACAAGCGAGGAAGAAGAAACUCCAAUCGAGCUUGUUAUUGAACAGUUGCCAGAAGAAACAGUGACAGUGCAAGUUCCAACUGAAACAGGUGAAAUUGUCGAACAGAAGGUGACCACAAGAAAGAUCAAGAAGAAGCAAGGCGAUAAAGAACAAGUUAUCGAAGUUAAGACCGUUGAGGAGGAAGGCAAGGAGCCAGAGACCGAAAUUACUGUUGAAGAAAUUCAACCAGUUGAACCGACUGCUGAAGAACCUAUAGGCAAAGAGCAACCACAACUAAAGAAGAAGAAAACCAUUAAGAAAGUAAAGAAAGGCGACGACUACGAUGACUAUAUUCAGAAGCUCAUUGAUCAAGACAUUCCAAAGACCGAGCUGGAAGAAUUCGAAAAACCAGAAUUCGAAGAUAUCAAGAAAAAACCAAGAAAGAAGUCAGUUGUGCCAAAAGCCAAAGAAGAAGAGACACCAAGCGCACUCGUCAUUGAAGAGCUACCAGAAAAAACGGUCACGGUGCAAGCGCCAACUGAAACGGGUGAAGUCGUCGAACAGAAGGUGACCACACGAAAGAUCAAAAAGAAGCAAGGCGAUCAAGAACAAGUCAUCGAAGUGAAGACAGUCGAGGAGGAAGGUAAAGAGCCAGAAACUGUAGUCACAGUCGAAGAAAUUCAACCUACGAACGAGGAGAAACCAAAGAAAAAGACCAUCAAAAAGAUUAAGAAGGACGAUGAUGACUAUAUACAAAAACUUAUCGAUCAAGACAUCCCUAAGACCGAGCUGGAAGUGUUCGAAAAACCUGAGUUCGAUGAUACUAAGAAAAAGAAGCCAAGAAAAGAACAGGAUACACCAAGUGAAAUUAUUGUUGAAGAAUUGCCUGAAGAAACAGUCACAGUGCAAAUGCCAACUGAAUCGGGUGAAAUCGUGGAACAGAAGGUGACCACAAGAAAGAUCAAGAAGAAGCAAGGCGAUCAAGAGCAAGUCAUCGAAGUUAAGACCGUUGAAGAGGAGGGAAAAGAGCCGGAAACCGAAAUUACUGUUGAGGAAGUACAGCCAACCGAACCUGCAAGCGAAGAGCAACCAAAGCCAAAGAAGAAAACGGUCAUCAAGAAAGUGAAAAAGAAUGAAGAAGACGAUCUGAUUCAGAAACUCAUUGAACAGGAGAUUCCCAAGACUGAAUUGGAAGUGUUCGAAAAACCAGAGUUCGAUGACAUCAAGAAGAAGAAACCAAAGCCUGGACAACUGGAACCUAUUCCGAUCGUGAAGAAAGAUCAGAAACCAACUAAGGUGAAGAUAACUAAAGUGGAAGACUCUCCUGUAGCCAUCCAAAUGUCAUUCAAAAAACCAAAACCAAUCGAGAAGAAAGAGGACACUCUUCCCGAAAUGUCUGGAUUCAAAUUGAAGAGCCGAUUGGUGCAAGUCAAUUAUCCACCUGAACCCACUAAACUUGUAAUUAAGGAAUUGAAUACAGUCAAAGGUAACGGUGAGCUUUCCCGAAAUGUAGAAGAAGCGUUGGAAACUCUCAAAAAGAAGAGAGUCAAGAAAACAAAGAUUCCAAAAGUCAGAAAAGACAGUCUGGAACGGCCUGAGCUUGAGAAGUACGAAAAAUACCAAAGUAGCUCCGAUGAAUCCGAAAGCAAGGCAAAAUACCAACGAGGCAAAAAAGACGAUAAGGUGCCUGAAGACGAGCAAAAGACAAUCAAGCUUGGAAAAGGUAAGGCUAGACCAACUGACGCCGAUGAAGAUGACACUGUCAAAUUGAAGCCGGUACAAAAGAAAUCUCAACUCGCUGAGGAGGACUUUGUCGAAGCGCCGAAGAAACACAAAGCCGAAAUCAAAGAUCAACCUGAAAGGAAACCAAGUGUUGAUAUUGAUGUGGGUAAGGUGCCGCCACUCGACUUUGAGCCAAGAGAAUUAUCCGAAGACGAGACGCCCGAAGUUGAGAAAGAGCCGAGAGACAGUGAUAAAGAAUCACCACCAAAGAAGAAACACAUCAGAAAGAAGAAGGAUAAGCCAGAGCCCGAAGAAGUUCAAGUGAACAUAAAGAAGGGAGUGCCAAAAGAGAAAGAACAACCGUCAGAAGAUGAUAUCAAUCUACAAUACAAACGCAAGCCAUUGCCCGAAGAGAGUGAAGAACAUGUUACAUUGAAACCAUCUGAAAAACCAAUAGGCGAAGGCGAUAAACUAGAAGAAGAAACACAACCAACAGAAGCAACAAAAGAAGUUCCGGUAAAGGAUUACACAGAUAGUGACACUGAAAAACAAGAAGAAAUCACACAAAAGAAAACUAAGAAGAUCAAAAAAUCACAAAAACCUAGCACCUUUCUAUCACCUGAGGAAGAGGUUAAAAUUGAAACGGAACCGAAGCCAGAGCCAGAGAAGCCAGCUGAAGAGAAACCAGAGCCAAAGAAGAAGAAGAUUGUGAAAAGAAAGGUCAAGAAGGAUGACCACGAUGACUACAUCCAAAGACUUAUCGACAUGGAAAUACCAAAGACAGAAUUGGAAUUGUUCGAAAAGCCAGAAUUCGAAGAUAUUCAAAAGAAGAAGAAAUCACUUAUGCCAACAACAGACGAAGAAGAGAGCAAACCUGCUGAGCUUGUGAUUGAAGAAUUGCCUGAGGAAGUAGUUACAUUACAAGUUCCAACCGAAACGGGUGAAGUUGUUGAACAAAAGGUGACAACUCGCAAGAUCAAAAAGAAGCAAGGUGAUAAGGAACAAGUUAUCGAAGUUAAGAUGGUCGAAGAGGAAGGAAAAGAACCGGAAACCGAAAUCACAAUCGAAGAACCGACAGUUGUCGAAGAAAAACCAAUCGAACAAGAAGAACAACCAGCUUCAGAAUCUGUAGAUAAGCUAGAGGAAGGAGUAGUAAUCGAAGAAGUUGCACCAAUCGAGCCAAAGAGCGUCGAACAACCAAAACCAAAGAAGAAGAAAUCGGCGAAAAAACCCAAGAAAGAUGACCAAGACGAUUACAUCCAGAAAUUGAUCGACCAAGAUAUCCCCAAAACCGAAUUGGAAGUGUUUGAAAAACCCGAAUUCGAAGAAGUUCCAAAGAUGCCAAAAAAGAAAUCACUCGUUCCAAAGCUAAGCGAAGAGGAAGAAGCACCUAGCGUUGAAGAGUUACCCGAAGAAAGCGUACAAAUUCAAUUGCCGAAGAAAGAAAUUAUUGACGUGAAACCCACGGAGGAAGUGACAGAAGAAGUGACUGUUGUUGCUCCUAUCAAGAAAGAUGAUCAAGUGGAGGAACCAACAACAGAGAAAGUCAUCAAAAAGAAAAGUCGACCAAAGGAUAAGGAUAGUGAGGCUGAAAUCGAGCUGGUAAAACAACCAGAAAUCAGCAGUGUCAUCGAGGAAGUUGAAACAAAAGAAGAUGAACAGCCUAUUGUCGAGCUACCAGCUGAAGAAAUUCCAGAAGUCAAAACUGUUCCAUCUGAAGAAACAACAGAGGAAAUUGAAAAACCAUCCGAGGGCGAGAAACCAGCGCAACCAGAAGAGGUGAAAAUGGAUGAGCAGCCAUCGGAGAAGACUGACGAUCGUAGAACAUCUGUAUCGAAAACGAAGAAGAAAAUCAAAAAGAAGAAGACUAGCGACUUGGACGAGGAGUACAUUCAAAAGCUUUUGGAUCAAGAAAUAGAAAAAACCGAACUGGAAAAAUUCGAAAAGCCAGAAUUUGAGAAACCACAGAAGAAAUUGCCGGACAAGGGCGAACUCGUGCCAUUGAAGAUUGAGCGAAAAGAACAAAAGCCAACCAAAGUGAAGAUUGUUCCAGUCGAAGAGGUCAAACCAGUAAAACUUAAAGCUAAGAAACCGAAACAGAUCGAACCGGAAAUUGAAGAAAAGUCUGAAAAACCACGUCUCAAGAGUCGCAUCACAUAUGUUGACAUUGAACAACCAUUGACAAUGAAGAUCACAGACAUUGGUGCAGUCAGAGAUCAUGGUGAGCUAUCGCGAAAUAUCGAAGAGGCUGAAAAGAUUCUGAAAACCAAAGCAAAGAAAUUCAAGCAUAAGUCAACGCGAAAGGAUAGCUUGGAAAGACCAGAACUUGAGGUGUACGAAAAAUACGAAAGCAGUUCUGACGAGUCCACAAAGAAAGAACCGUAUCAAAGAACAAAGAAAGAAACACCGGACGAAACAACUGACACAAAGACCCUAAAAUUAGGUAAAGGAAAGCAACCGGAAGAUACUCCCGAAGAGGACGUAAAAUUCCAAGUCAAACAAAAGCCUUUGCCAGAAGAACCAACGGAAGAAGUUGUUUUGAAACCAUUGAAGAAAGGCAAAAAGGAAGAUGAACAGCCCGACGAUGAAACGGUGCAUGAAUUGAAAUUGCCCAAGAAACCGGUAGAUGAAGCUCCUGAAGGGGAUGAAGAAUCGGCGAAGAUCAAGCUGAAGAAAAAGAAGCGCAAAACGCCGAAGGGUGAAGAUGAAGCAUCCAUGGAUGUUGUACUAUCACUGAAGAAGAAACCAAGUGAAGUUCAAGAGGAAAGUGAAGAAGAGGCACAAUUCACAUUAGCCAAAAUACCGUUGAAACAAGAACAAACUGAAGAUGUAGAAGCACAAGUCAGUUUGAAGCCCAAAAAGACAUCACAGGGUGCUGAUGAAGUAGCUGAAGAUUUGACAUUAACUUUGACGCCACAACAACCUGAAGAAGAAGAACAAGAAGAGGUUGUUCUCACAUUCAAACAGCCAAUUGAAGAAACGAAGCAAGAAGAUACCGAAGAAAGUGCCGUAUUUACGAUCGAAAAACCAGCAGAAGGUCCAGCACCAGAAGAUGUUUCAGAGAAGUUGAAGGUCAAAAAGAAGAAAACAAAGAAGGCAGUCACAGCUGAUGAAUUGAGUGUGACUAAAGAGGUUGUGAUCGAACCGGAGCCAAUAACAAUUGAAGAAGUAGUUGAAGACGUGCAAAUCGUUGAGAAACCAGACGAAUCAAUUGAUCAACCUGAUUUAGUUGAGUACCCAGACGAAACCAUCGAACAACCUGAACCACUUGAACAACCAGUGGAAAUAACUGAACAAGUCGAAGAGCCUGAACUCCUAAAGGAACAAAUCGACGAAGGUGAAGAUGUUACAAUCAAAAAGAAAAAGAAAUCAAAAUCAAAGCAACCGUCAACCGAGGAAACGGCUGAAGAUGUUACAUUGAAAAAAGCAAGCGAUCAACAACCACAAGCUGAAACAGAGCAAGAGGAUGUUGUGCUGAAAUUGAAAAAACCUGUCGAGAAAACGGUGGCAGAUGAAGCUGAAGAUCAUACAGUGUUUACCAUCGAAAAGAAGGCAGAGGGUCCAGCUCCAGAAGAUGUUUCAGAGAAGUUAAAGGUUAAAAAGAAGAAAUCAAAGAAAGAAACUGCAGCUGAUGAAUUGAGUGUGACUAAAGAAGUUGUGAUUGAACCGGAACCAAUUACUGUCGAAAAAAUCGUUGAAGACAUUCAGGUAGUUGAAAAGCCAAUUGAAGAGAUUGAAGAGGUCGAUGAUGCUACGUUGAAACCAAAAGAAGACAAGAAGGAGGAAGGAGAAGAAGAGGUGGAUCAAGUUAAGAUCAAAAAGCCUAAAAUGAAGACAACUAAAACCGACGAGGUAGAGGCAAUGGUAUCUUUGAAACCAGAAACUGAACAACUAACUGAGGAUGUUAAUGAAGAUAUUACCGUCAAGAAACGUAAGGAAGUUAAAUUCGCCGAAGUUGAUACGGCAGAAACGAUUAAAGUUGAAGAAAAGCCCGAGUCAGAUAAUGAGGCAGAGUUCACUGUUGGUAAGCGCACUGACAAAACGAAAGGCGAAGACAUUGAAAGCGAGAUAACUAUUCGCAAAGAAGAAUCAGAUAACGAGCCUGAAGAUGUCGUAGCCGAGUUUACCGUGAAGAAGAAGAAAGAACCAAAGCCUGCAGUGGAAGAACACAACGACGAAUACACAAUUAAAAAGUUGAAGAAACGCAGACGGUCACAAGUUGAAAUUCCCGAAUACACCGAUGUCGAACAUGUGACAUUCCGUCCACGAUCAACGAAAACAAAAGAGGACGUUGAACAAGAGUUUAACAUCCAACUUGAUUCGUAUGCAGAGGAAGAGAUAUCGAUGUCGGGCAAAGUGAAACUUAAAAAGACCAAGCCACCCACAUUCUCUGAAGAGGAUAAUGAGGCUCAUAUUAAAAUCACCGAGAAGUAUGACGACAAAGAGGGGCCAAUUAUCGAAGAAAUCGACGAUGAUGUCAGUGCUGCUGAGGACACAAUGUAUGAUAUUGAUGAACCAGAAGAAUUUUCUGAUAUCGAAGAGUUGCCCGAGCACGUUGAAUUCAAAUUAAAACCAAAGAAAACGAAACCCACCUAUGUUGUUGAAGAUCUUGAUGAAGAGUAUGCUGUUGGCUUCACACAUCGCAAGAAACAGCCCGAAGCUGUUUCUUAUGGUGAAGACUCAUUCACUUUACGAACACCAAGCCGUAGACUUCCAUCCAGCUACUUAGAAGAAGCGUCGCUGUUCCUCACCAGAGAGUUUGCUCAUGAUGACACCAUUAAAGACGAAGACAUCAUGUACUCGUACUGCACAUACAUCGCCGAAAAUGCAGAAUCUCUCAAUUUGGUCGAGGGUGAAAAAGUAUUCGUUCUCGAAAAACACAAUGCUGAUUGGUGGUUUGUUAAAAAGCCGUUGACUUCUGAAAAAGGAUGGGUACCAUCACAAUGUCUAAUGGAUGCCGAUUCAUACAAACAAUAUGUUGAGACGAAACUCAAUGAGAAGAUUGACAAAUUGCCAGUAUUUGAAAAACCAGGACCUGAAGAAAAAACAUUCGCUCCCAAAUUUAUCGAAAAACUUCAGCCAAUCACAACACCAGACGGAUACACAAUUCAGUUCGAAUGCAAAGUGGAAGGCAAUCCACGACCUCAGAUUACUUGGUUCCGGCAAACGGCCAUUAUCAAGCAAUCGCAAGAUUUCCAAAUGUACUACGAUGACGACAAUGUGGCUACGUUAGUGAUUCGAGAGGUAUUCCCUGAAGAUUCGGGAACAUUCACUUGUGUUGCCAAGAAUUCAGUUGGUUAUGCAUCAAGCACUACUGAAUUGACGGUUGAAGGACCACUUUCGGAUCACGGUUCAGAAGCUGGUGUACUAUCACGAAAGAGUUUAUCUCGUGAGUCUUCAAUGGCUGAUAUUCUGGAGGGUAUUCCACCAACGUUUUCAAAGAAACCACGUGCACAGUAUGUGGAUGAAAAUACCAACGUGAUACUUAAGUGUAGCUUAGUUGCAGUCCCAGAGCCAGAAAUUUGUUGGCUGUUCAACGGCGAGGAAGUUCACACAGAGAAAAACGUAAAGGUUGUCACUGAAUCCGAUGUGCAUAUGUAUUUGUCUGUGGUGCACAUAACAAAGGUGCAAAAGGCUCAAGAGGGUGUCUAUGAGGUAGUAGCACGAAACAGAGAAGGCGAAUCGCGGCUGCCGAUCCAACUGAAGGUGCGUACAAAAGACAAAGAGUCUCCACAAAUUUUGGAACCUUUGCACAGUCAAACAAUACGCGAAGGUGAAAGUGUUGUUUUGAAUGCACAAAUCGUUGGGAAUCCAACGCCAAAAAUCACAUGGCUUAAAGACGGCAAACCAAUUACUGCCAAUGUAAAAUCAGACAAAGACACCCACUCUCUCACACUCAUUUCACCAACCAAAGAAGAUGCCGGCGUUUACACCAUUAAGGCCAUCAAUCCAGUUGGAUCCGUUGAAACAGUUGCCAAUCUUACGAUUGAAGAGCAUGUACCAGAUCUAGAACCACCAUUCUUUAUCGAACGUUUCGAAGAACAAACCGUUCCACAGGGCAGUCGAAUCAUUUUGCCCGCCAAGGUUAGUGGAAAUCCAACACCAGAGAUAACAUGGCUUCGCAAUAAUGUUCCAUUGCAUCCAUCGGAUCGUAUCGAGCAAGCGUUCGAUGGCAAAAAUGUUGAACUUCGUAUCAAUAAUGCCGAUGCAGAGAAGGAUUCUGGAGAUUACAAAUGUAUUGCGACCAGUCCGUUGGGCAAAGUAUCGCACGGUGCUCGUGUCAUUGUAGAAGUUGACGAUGUUACGUUCACUAAACAACUGAAGAAAACAAUAAGCAUUCAAGAAAGCCAAACCCUAACUCUGGAGUGUGAGACAUCUCACUACACGGUAACGAAGUGGUAUCACAAUGGGAAGGAGCUGACCGGUAUGGAUCAUCGCAUUGUUGUACAAGAGAACAAAGUGCACAAGUUGAUUGUCAAGGAUACAACACCAAAAGAUGCUGGAACAUACACGUGCACAAUCAAAAACCAUGAAACAACAUCGACGGUCGAGGUCAUCGAAAAGGUUCCGCAAUUUGUGAAAACGAUCGAAGAUUUCGAAGUUAAAGAGCUCGAAACAGCAAUUCUGGAGGUUGAAAUCACAUCUGACACAGCCGAUGUGGUAUGGCUUAAGAAUGGCGAACCACUUAAAGAAGAACCUGAAAAAAUUGUUUUCGUUAAGGAUGGAAAGGUACGCAAGGUAAUAAUUAAAUCAGCGAAUGUAACUAAUGAGGGUGAAUACACUUGUCAAUUGGCUGAGGAAGCUUGUACCGCAGAAGUGAGCGUUAUUGAACUACCACCGGAAAUUAUCAAGAAAUUAGAAAACGUAACCGUGGCCAAGGGUGAAACCGCUGUCUUCGAGAUUGAACUCACCAAAGGUGACGCUUUGGUGAAAUGGUUCAAGGGCAAGAGAGAAAUCCAUUUCGAUGAUCACAUACAAUUGACAAUCGAUGGCAAAAUCCAGAGGUUGAAGGUGUGUGACACAGAGCCCGAAGACGAAGCGAAAUACUCAUGCAAAGUUGGAAAUCAAGUAUCAACGGCCAAACUAUUUGUCGAAGAACCGGACGUAAAAUUCACCGUGCCCUUGCCAGAUGUUACGCUUGCUCCAAAGAAUACAGACAUUGAACUUACGGUCACAUUGUCACAUCCAGAUGUUGAGGUGACAUGGUGCAAGAACGGCACACCAAUCAAAGAAGGACCAAAACACAGCAUUGACGUUGAAGGCACCGUAAGACGAUUGGUCAUCAAGGAUGCCGAUGAUGAUGAUAUUGGUGAUUAUACCUGCAUUGCUGGAAACACCAAGUCCAGUACUCAAGUUAAACUUGAGGAAAAUCAAUUGCCACCAACAAUUCAAUUGAAGGAGAACGUCUAUAAAGUGCGCGAAAACGAAGAUGUCACAUUUACAAUUCCAUUCACUGGUGCACCAAAGCCAGAAGCUGAGUGGUACACAUCGGGAACUGUGGUCAAAUCAACUCCACGUAAGAAGAAGACCCUCGGAGAAGAUUCGGCAACAUUAACAAUUAAAAAGGUUGUUGAUGAAGAUGCUGGCGAAUAUACGAUAAAACUUACGAACCCAGUCGGAGAUGUACAAGCAUCGCUCACUUUGAUCAUUUUGAAACCACCUUCUGCGCCUGGGAAACCCGAACCAUUGGAAGUGGCCAGCGACUCUCUGACCCUAUUCUGGAAGGCACCAGAAGAUGAUGGCAACGAUGAAAUUAUCGAAUACAUUUUGGAGUACAAAGAAAAUGUUUCAGUCAACUGGAUACAAAUCACACAGAUCACAGACACAUCGUACAAGGUUGAUAAACUUAAAACCGAUUCAGAAUACGCGUUCCGUGUUGUGGCUGUCAAUAAAAUUGGAUCAAGUCCACCGUCUCCAAUAUCGGAAUACAUACGAACAACGGCUCCAUUCGAAAAAGAGAAACCAACAAUUAUCGAGCCAUUGGUUGACAAAUUCAUUGGUUUGAAUGAAAAACUUACACUUUCUUCUGUUAUUGGUGGUGUGCCAGUGCCAAAAGUGACUUGGUAUAAAAACAAGAAGAUCAUUGAAACGGAAGAAACUACAUACGAAAACCGGGUCACCAAGCAUAUCAUCGAAAAGACUACCAUUGAAACGGAGGCCGAGUACACAUGUGUAGCAGAAAACGAAUUGGGCACAGCUGAAACGACUUGCCGUGUCACCAUUCAAGAGAAACCAACCAUUACCGUUGAAGAUAAAUACAUCAAUCAAAAGAUUCGCAAAGACAAGACUUAUACCAUUAAAUCAACAAUUUCCGGUUAUCCAGAACCAGAAAUAACUUGGUGCAAGGAAACAGUGUCGAUUUCAACUGAUACACGUGUGAAAAUCACGCGCCAAGAUAACGAAAUCACUCUAGUAUUAUCUGAUGUUGUGCGUGAAGACAGCGGCAAAUAUAUCAUUACCGUAAAGAACAAUGCUGGUGAGGCCACGGUCGAUUUAACACUCAAAGUGAUCGACAAACCAGAACGUCCAACUGCACUCGAUAUUACAGAUAUCAAGAAAGAUUCGGUUGUAAUCGCAUGGACGCCACCAAUCGAUGAUGGCGGUCUGGACAUCACUAAAUAUGCCAUCGAAAAAUGCGAUCCAGAGAAAAUGGUGUGGAUUAAGGUUGCCGAAGUUGAAAAAGCUAUUGUGACAUAUUGUGUUCAAAAACUUUUACCAAAUGCUCAAUACAUCUUCCGUGUCGUUGCUGAAAAUCCAAUCGGUACAUCUGAACCAAUUGAGAGCACACCGGUAACAAUUAAAUUGAAGAUCGAUGUUCCCAGUGCACCUCGUCCACCGAUCGAUGUAUCUGGUAUGACCAAAGACUCAUUGAUACUGUCAUGGCAAGAGCCAGAGAAGGAUGGUGGCAGCAAGAUCAUUGACUACGUCGUUGAAUACAGAGAAUCAACCGAAAAAGAAUGGAAAUCCGUAGGCACAACUGAAGGAAAUCAAACGUACAUUCAUGUGAAGAAGCUCAAACGUAAAACGAAGUAUAUUUUCAAGAUUUGUGCUCGAAACGAAGCAGGCGUUGGAUUACCAUUAGUUACAGACGAAGCAAUUACCAUUGACGAUAAAAUAACACCACCAUCACCGCCACAAAAUCUCAUGGCAACGAGCGUAACUAGCAAAAGUGUGACAAUUCAAUGGGAAGCGCCAUUGAGCAAUGGCGGAGCCGAACUCACUGGCUAUAUUGUGGAGAAACGUUUGGCAACGCUCUCGUCAUCAAUCAAAUGGACCCGUGUGGUUACACUCGACACAUAUUGUACACAAUAUUGUAUCGACAAUUUGAAAGAAAAGUCUGAAUAUGUAUUUAGAGUACUUGCUGAGAACUCAGCUGGCCUCAGCGCUCCAGCAACAACGGAGAACAUUGUACUCAAAACACAUGCAACUGUCCCAUCACCACCAACUGCACCGCUUGAAGUGCGCGGCAUCGGUGUCAAUACCAGCAUAUUUGAAUGGGGCAUUCCAGAAUCUGAUGGUGGUGCACCAUUGGAAGGCUAUAACAUCGCAAUUCGUGAUCUAAAACGAACAAUGUGGAUCGAAGUUGGACGUGUUUCAGCUGAUAUGCAACGAUUCCAGAUUCGCGAUUUGCAUGAAGACCACGAAUAUAUGAUUCGAAUUUUCGCUCGCAAUGAGGUCGGCCUAAGUGAUCCACUCGAAUCAGAAGAACCAUAUAAAGUUUUGCCUAUGGCCGGGCCAGAUCUUGGCGUAGAAGGCAAAACCGAUAUGACUGAGCCAACGGGAUACAGUACGGAGAAUACGUCAUCUUGGCUAAGAGACCACAAUAUGGAUGCCGAUAUUUCAUCAUACGCUCGAUCGAAACUGUUGCGGAAAGAUGAAUACUUCUUCCGAAUUUGGCAUCAUGCUGGCUCGUUGUUCAAAUGAACACCGAAUUUCGAAACUCAAAAUUAAUUCAAAUAGUUCAUUUCACCAACAAAAACGAACAACAUAUCAACACCUAAUUAGAAAAAUACUAACAUAAAUAACAAAUAUCAUUUAAGUUUGACACACAACUGUAAAUUAAUCAUCCGCACAUUGUCGCGUGCAAUAUCCAGAGGAAAAAAAGCCAUUUGAAUUCUUUUUCGUAGGUGCGUAUGGAAAAGAAUUUUCAUCGCUUUUUGGAUGAUUUUUUUUCCCUUCAUCUCCUGACAUAACAAACAGGGAAGCAUUGGUUAAAACUUGUUCAAAAACUGUGAUAUUUCUACUCAUUUAUAAAAAUCGAAUUAUGACGAAUGAUACCGAAAUUGAAAAAAAAAAAUGAAAAGAAAAACAUUUAAUUGUUUCAAAGAGAAAUUUACUCGACAGUGUAAAUAACCCGAACGAUUUGUUUCUAUUGAAUUAUUUAUUGAAAUUAAAAAUAAAUGUGUGGAUGAUCGAGAGUUCGAAAUGCAAAUUUAUAUUGAUUAAAACUCAAGCUCAUUGUUUUUGCGAAGAAAAAAAAACGAACCAACGAGAGAGACAUUUUCGUACAUAAACAAUUAGCUUUGGAUUUAAUCAAUAGUAGUAAAAUGAUUUGCUUGAAUAUAUACAAUGAUUGUUAUUUUUCAAUAAAAGUGAAAUAAAUAAAAAUGAAAAUUAAA